AUGAUUCCAAUUGUAAUGAUGCUCUGCAUGCACACAUUUGCAAUCCGCAUCGACAGUAUCGACAGGUGUAUGCAAAGCAUAAAUCUGUCCACUUACAAGGCUCUUGAAUCGUUGAUUUCAAAGCAGCAGUAUUCUCUUCUCAGAGUUUCCGAAAUCCCGAAGCCGUCGCCAAAGGCAUCAAAAUGCACGCUUCUUUCAUGCUUGGCCGAAAAACAUUCUGUGCUUGAUGGCGAAUAUGUAAACUUAUUGCAUCAGACUGAGGCAUAUACCGGAUACAAUAGUAAUGCAUCUCAAGUCUGGGAAAUGUUGUGGAUGAUUGCGUCCCAAGAUGCUUUCCUGAAGGUUGCACUUAGCGGCAUCCAGUUCUCCAUCACCACACACCUGUGUGCUUUUCAUAAGCAUUUUUUGCGAUGGUAUGUUCCAAACCCAUUGCUGUUCAUCAAACGAUUCAAAAACAUAUACAGGCUCAAGCUAUACCUGACAUACAUGCUUGUAAGAAAAGCAGUUGGAGCAAUCAGCAUAAACAUGAAUAGCAGCGAGCAUUCUGAAGUAAAGCUUGCUGAGAUAAUAAAAGCAAUAGGCAGCACAGAAAUAAACUGGAGCUACAUGCCUGAAGAUAUCGAUGCGACUGUACGCAGAAUAGAUGAAAUGAUAAAUGCAUUGGCAGGGCUUGGGUGUGAGAGGUGCAGAAUAUGGGGAACUGUCCAGUUCAGAGGAUUACAAGUUGCAUUGAAGAUCAUGUCCGGCGUACAAACUGUGUCUGCAAGGGAAAGAAUGUUUGUUAUGAAUCUUUUCAUGCGUUUAUCAGUAUCCUUGUCAAAUGGCAUAAAGAUGCGAGAAUACACAUCACCACGUGCAAUGAAUUUGCUUCUUCAUUCGAAGGAAAUGGCAUUGCUGGCGACGUCAUAUUCACUGGUGGCGUUUGCAUUGAAGUUGAAGAAGCGGCUCAAAAGGGCAUUCUGA
This is a messenger RNA of Ordospora pajunii, 963 nucleotides long. Its product is annotated as putative endoplasmic reticulum oxidoreductin 1. The record is from RefSeq and is a predicted model, not a curated record. Gene Ontology annotation, cellular component: endoplasmic reticulum membrane; endoplasmic reticulum. The transcript has a single exon. Gene Ontology annotation, molecular function: protein-disulfide reductase activity; thiol oxidase activity; FAD binding. Gene Ontology annotation, biological process: protein folding in endoplasmic reticulum. The coding region runs from base 1 to 963 and encodes 320 amino acids. NCBI's taxonomy places the organism in Eukaryota, Fungi, Microsporidia, Ordosporidae.